Messenger RNA from Orbicella faveolata, 2102 nucleotides. RefSeq lists its product as uncharacterized. Gene Ontology annotation, biological process: negative regulation of phosphatase activity; positive regulation of centriole elongation; positive regulation of cilium assembly. Gene Ontology annotation, molecular function: phosphatase binding. Lineage: Eukaryota; Metazoa; Cnidaria; Anthozoa; Scleractinia; Merulinidae. Gene Ontology annotation, cellular component: centriole. The record is from RefSeq and is a predicted model, not a curated record.
ACGAUAUAUGACUGUAAAACACUUUGUUGCAUCCUGUAUAUUGAGAAAAGGACAGAAUUGUUUUUUUUAUAAACAUGGUUGUAAGGAUUACAAAAUUUUGGAGGGAUGGAAAGACAAGCCGAUCUCCUCGAAAGAAGUCUCGGAGGAUCGGAGAAGCCACGACACGGGUGUAGAAAAGUUUUGGUCAGCGGAACACUACUCUAGCACGCAGUUUGCGGGCAGUUUCAAAAUGGCGACUCAUGGUCCCGAAAGUUUUCGACAAUUUGUUUCAAACCCAUGGUUUUCUUAAAGCACAAAAACGUUAGUCGUUAUCAUGGAUUCUGAUGGCAUUCGACGGCCUCCAAAGCCAGCGCCUCAGCUUUCGACUACCUUGUUCAUGAGUCCGCAGCUAGAUCUCACUCCUGAGAAGAAAGCAAAGAAACCCAAACAGAAUGGCCAAAAGAACAUUUCAGAGGCGCCCACUGAAAAUAAGACGGAAGAAAGCAAGGAAAUCUAUGCAUGCCUGACACAACCAUCAAUGAACUCCACCAAACGAGUUAGUAGAAAACUUCUGGCUCUUCAACGGGAGCAGUUUGAUGCAGUUGCUGCAAUAGCUGAAGAACUUGAACAAUCUGAAACUACACGAACAAACCUGGGAGAAAGAGUUGCUCAGGCAGUCAAUGUAAAGAAGGGAAAUCACAUUUAUUCGGACUUGGUUUCCCUUGAUGUUGAUGCGGAAGAAGUGCUUGCUGAGUGUGCUCAUCCAAAGGCACGGAGCAGUACAAACAAGACAAACAAGCUUCUUUCACAGGAGCCAGACAUCAUGGCUUUCUUUUCAGAAGAUUUUGAGACGCAAAUGGCACAUUUUGACCAUGACUUGUUCUAUAGAGAGGAGCCAUUGCCACAACCAUCAGCAGCUCCAAUAUCUCAUUUAUUUGAUUUGUAUGAACAUAUUCAGUGCUGGCAAGAACAAUAACAUGAGUAUUACACAGUAAUGAAUUAAGACAAGUCACACAACAAAGAGGGAAAAGUCAAAUAGCAGCAUAAAUAUAACAGAUUAGACAGGGACCUCUGAACCAACAAAUCAUAUCAAAUCAUAUCUUUUGACCUGUUUCAGUUCCUCAUUGACACCUUGCUUUGAAAACAUAUCUCAAACCCUGAUAAAGAAUGACACUUAGAUAAUCAAAAUCUCUUAAGAGUGAAAUCCAAAAAAAAAAUUGAUAAUAGUUUUAAGUAAAGAAAGUCAAAAUAAGUGUAAUUAAAAGCAAAUUGAAUGACACUUUGCCUGCUUGCCAGGUGUUCAAGUUGCUGCUGUUCAAGUUAGUUAAGCACUUUGAGGUUGCAUUUGCCCAGUUUCUAUACGGCUUUCUCCCAGGCCUUCGCGCUCAAUUGAUUUUGGUGACAUGACCGAGACAAACGGCCACUUUUCACAAAUUACCUCAGACCAUGUGACCUGAAAAUGAUUGACCACAGCAAAACAUCGAGGCCUAGAAGUAGACAAAGGUUGCAUAAUGAAUCAUGCAAUGGUGGUUUUGGACACACAAGGAUGUUAUAUUUGAUUUGUUCAGGCCCUAGUUGUUGGAAGGCUGGAUAAAUUGCUAUCCAGCAGAGAAGUGUUGACAAAACAAACCAUGCUAUCCCCUGGAUAGUGACUUCAGACUCUGAUGGAUAGUGCUAUCCACCUUUCAAACAAGCUAGGCCAGGGCACUAAAAGUUAGAAUUUGGGGAAGGUAGCUUAUUAGAAACAAGGCAUUCAUAAUUUUUAUCAUUUUGUUUUUCCAUUUAACAUCAAAAUGUGUUAUUACUCAUGGAAUUAACUCAAUAAUAAAAAAAAAGUCAUUUCUGACUCAAAGCUCGACUAAAAUGUUGCCUACUGAACUACACUAUUACGAAAAAACUGUAAGACUAAGCGCACUUCUGUAUUAAGGGCGAAGCUAACACCUUGUUGAUGGUAUAAAGGAGGACUACAUUUAUCAGAAAUAUAUUUACUUUUUACAUAGUUCACUUUACUAGUGCAAAUACGUUGAAAGCCCAUGUGUGAAUUGUUUCAUAAAAUCUGAACAUGACCCCAGUGAAAAGAGCAACUUAGUAAAGGUAUGCAUAUAGUUAAAUGUGCAAAUUCA